Messenger RNA from Physeter macrocephalus (sperm whale), 1605 nucleotides. RefSeq names its product protein arginine methyltransferase 6 (gene PRMT6). The transcript has a single exon. The coding region runs from base 268 to 1395 and encodes 375 amino acids. Gene Ontology annotation, biological process: peptidyl-arginine methylation. Gene Ontology annotation, molecular function: protein-arginine N-methyltransferase activity. The record is from RefSeq and is a predicted model, not a curated record. NCBI's taxonomy places the organism in Eukaryota, Metazoa, Chordata, Mammalia, Artiodactyla, Physeteridae.
GCAAAAGAGAAUCGAGGAUCUAAGGGAAGGAGGAGGAACGUAAAGAAUCAUAGAAUAUGGGUGCGGGUGGUGGGAGAGGGAUUCCACGACACCAAAGCAGCAGGUAAAAGAGCAGAGUACAGCCCAGAGGCAUCUGGCGGGCACUCGCCCGGUGCCCCGCCAGAAGCGGGCGGCACGAGCGCGCACUACAAAUACCAGAAGCCCCCGCUUCCUAGAGCUCGCGCCGCGUCGCGCAACGCACGCCGGGUGCCGGCCCGAGCCGCCAAGAUGUCGCAGCCCAAGAGAAGAAAGCUUGAGUCGGGGGGCGGCGGCGAAGGAGGGGAGGGAACUGAAGAGGAAGAUGGCGGAGAGCUGGAGGUGGCCCUGCCACGACCCCGGAGGACUAGGCGGGAGCGGGACCAGCUGUACUACCAGUGCUACUCGGAUGUAUCGGUCCACGAGGAGAUGAUUGCCGACCGCGUCCGCACCGAUGCCUACCGCCUGGGCAUCCUGCGGAACUGGGCAGCGCUGCGGGGCAAGACCGUGCUGGACGUGGGCGCGGGCACCGGCAUUCUCAGCAUCUUCUGUGCCCAGGCCGGAGCCCGGCGCGUGUACGCGGUGGAGGCCAGCGACAUCUGGCAACAGGCCCGGGAGGUGGUGCGGCUCAACGGGCUGGAGGACCGGGUGCACGUCCUGCCGGGGCCGGUGGAGACGGUGGAGUUGCCGGAGCAGGUGGAUGCCAUCGUGAGCGAGUGGAUGGGCUGCGGACUCCUGCACGAGUCCAUGCUGAGCUCUGUGCUCCACGCGCGGACCAAGUGGCUGAAGGAGGGCGGUCUUCUACUGCCGGCUUCCGCCGAGCUCUUCGUGGCGCCCAUCAGCGACCAGAUGCUGGAGUUGCGCCUAAGCUUCUGGAGCCAGAUGAAGCAGCUCUACGGUGUGGACAUGAGCUGCCUGGAGAGCUUCGCCACGCGCUGCCUCAUGGGCCACUCAGAAAUCGUGGUGCAAGGCCUGUCCGGCGAGGAUGUGCUGGCCCGGCCGCAGUGCUUUGCUCAGCUGGAGCUGGCCCGCGCCGGCCUGGAGCAGGAGCUGGAGGCGGGGGUGGGUGGGCGCUUCCGCUUCAGCUGCUACGGCUCGGCUCACAUGCACGGCUUUGCCAUCUGGUUCCAGGUGACCUUCCCCGGAGGGGACUCGGAGAAACCCCUGGUGCUGUCCACCUCGCCUUUUCACCCAGUCACGCACUGGAAGCAGGCACUCCUCUACCUGAACGAGCCUGUGCAAGUGGAGCAAGAUACGGACGUUUCCGGAGAGAUCACGCUGCUGCCCUCCCAGGACAACCACCGUCACCUACGCGUGCUGCUGCGCUACAAAGUGGGCGACCAGGAGGAAAAGACCAAAGACUUUGCCAUGGAGGACUGAGCGUGGCCUUCUCUCCCAGCUACCUCCCGAGGCGGCCAGACCUGCGCGGUAGAGGCGGAGGGGGGUCGGAGGAGAAAGGGAAAUCUCACGUGCAAGUAGGGGACAUUAUCUUCCGUCUCCCUUUCCCCCUAGGGCUCCUGGGGAGGGAGAAUAACUUCAUUCUCCCUUCGAGGAGAUUAUUCUGGCGAUAUUUAUUAAAAAGUGAUUUCG